Molecule: messenger RNA, 1539 nt
Organism: Penicillium antarcticum
Lineage: Eukaryota; Fungi; Ascomycota; Eurotiomycetes; Eurotiales; Aspergillaceae
Product: acyl-CoA dehydrogenase family protein
Exons: 3
Coding region: 1-1539 (512 amino acids)
Molecular function (GO): flavin adenine dinucleotide binding; acyl-CoA dehydrogenase activity; heme binding
Source: RefSeq, a predicted model, not a curated record
AUGUCGGAAACACUCACACGCGCCGAAGUCGCUAAGCACAACACCGAGGACUCCCUCUGGUGCAUCAUCGACCACAAAGUCUAUGACCUAACCGACUUCGUCGACGCCCACCCCGGUGGCGGCGUCGUCCUCGCUCAGGUAGCCGGCCAAGAUGCCACAACCGAGUUCUAUAAUCUGCACCGCCAGGAAGUCUUAGAGAGAUACCGCAAACAGCUCUGCAUCGGGACCAUCGAAGGUGAAAAACCCGAGGUCAUCGAGCCCACGCCAGGAGCUUUGAGUCCGGUCCCCUACGCCGAACCACUAUGGCUCCGUCCCCAAUUCAAGUCGCCCUACUACAAGGAGACGCACAGACGUCUGCAGAAGGCUGUGCGCGAGUUUACGGAUAAGUACGUGACGCCUGAGGCACAAGAGAAGGAACGAGAUGGCACAUAUAUCAGUCAGGAAUUGAUCGACCGUAUGGCUGAGACGAAUGUUCUUGCUAUGCGACUUGGUCCUGGAAAGCAUCUUCACAACCGGACGCUUCUUGGUGGCGCGGUUGAUGGGAAGGAGUUUGACUAUUUGCAUGAUAUGAUUGUUACGCAGGAGCUCGUCCGGGCUAAUGCUCGUGGUUUCCAGGAUGGAAAUAUGGCUGGUAUGGCUAUUAGUUUGACUGCUGUUCAGCAGUGGCUGCAUGAUCCUGUUCUUAAGGAGCGCGUUACCGGGGAGGUUUUGUCAGGCCAGAAGAAGAUGUGUCUUGCUAUAACUGAGGCUUUUGCUGGUAGUGAUGUUGCUGGGUUGAAGACUACUGCCGAGAAGACUCCUGAUGGAAAGCAUUACAUUGUGAAUGGAACUAAGAAAUGGAUUACCAACGGCAUGUUCGCUGAUUACUUCGUCGUCGGUUGCCGUACCGAGAAGGGCUUCUCGGUUCUCUUGAUUCCUCGCGGCGAGGGUGUUGAAACCAAGCAGAUCAAGACUUCUUACUCAACUGCUGCUGCCACUGCCUUUGUGCAGUUCGAGAAUGUCAAGGUACCAGUUGCGAACCUCCUCGGCGAGGAGCACAAGGGAUUCAUUGUUAUCAUGAGCAACUUCAACCACGAGCGCUUCAUGAUGGUCGCUGCUGUUGUCCGCAUGUGUAUGACCGUUGUCGAGGAGACCAUGAAGUGGUGCAACCAGCGUAUUGUCUUUGGCAAGAAGCUGGUUGAACAGCCCGCCAUUCGUCAAAAACUUGCACGCAUGAUCUCCCUUACCGAGUCGAACCAGGCCUGGCUCGAAUCCAUCGCCUACCAGAUGUGCAACAUGACAUACGCCGAGCAGGCCAAGCACCUUGGUGGACCCAUUGGAUUGUUAAAGUCGCACUGCACACAGGCUGCCGGUGAGAUUGCUAGCAAUGCUACCAACAUCUUCGGUGGCCGUGGUAUUACCCAGUCUGGAAUGGGCAAGGUCAUUGAGAUGUUCCAUCGCACUUACAAGUUCGAUGCCAUCCUCGGUGGAACUGAGGAGAUUCUGGCGGAUCUGGGAGUGCGCCAGGCGAUGAAGAACUUCCCCAAGUCUAUGUUGUAA